Pan troglodytes (chimpanzee) is the source of this 806-nucleotide messenger RNA. RefSeq names its product RNA polymerase III subunit K (gene POLR3K). The transcript is spliced from 3 exons. Gene Ontology annotation, biological process: termination of RNA polymerase III transcription; DNA-templated transcription. Gene Ontology annotation, cellular component: RNA polymerase III complex. The coding region runs from base 101 to 427 and encodes 108 amino acids. The record is from RefSeq and is a predicted model, not a curated record. Lineage: Eukaryota; Metazoa; Chordata; Mammalia; Primates; Hominidae. Gene Ontology annotation, molecular function: nucleic acid binding; zinc ion binding.
GGAAGGCUGCCAGGACCAAUGUGAGCUCGAGGCGGGCGGCGCAUCGGCGCUGAGCGGCAGUGGGAGCUGCCGGGAGUUGGAGCCUGCGGAGUUCGAGACCAUGCUGCUGUUCUGCCCCGGCUGCGGGAACGGGCUGAUCGUGGAGGAGGGACAACGCUGCCACCGCUUCGCCUGCAACACGUGUCCCUACGUGCACAACAUCACCCGCAAGGUAACAAAUCGGAAGUACCCAAAACUGAAAGAAGUGGAUGAUGUGCUUGGUGGAGCAGCUGCCUGGGAGAAUGUUGACUCUACUGCAGAGCCGUGUCCCAAAUGCGAACAUCCUCGUGCUUACUUCAUGCAGCUUCAGACCCGCUCUGCAGAUGAGCCGAUGACCACCUUCUACAAGUGCUGCAAUGCUCAGUGUGGACACCGCUGGAGGGAUUAGGGCCAGGAUGGCCCAGCUGCCCUAGUGUGUGCUUGCCUUGUCCCUCGGGGUAGAUGCUUAGCUGGCAGUAUGAGUCGUGUGUCCUGAGGGUCUCUGCUGGUGUGGUGGAAAGAUCAACCUUUUGAGGUGAAGAGCCGGGGGUCAGGAAAUAUGGCCUAUCUGCCAGGCAGGGUGGAUGAGGUCAUGAAUGUCUGGGAGUUCUUCUGUGUGGGGAGGAGACAGAGACCCGUAACUAAAUAUGCUCUGUGUAAAGUCCUAUUCUUUCAUCUUCCACUUUAUUGGCAGUUGACAUUCCCUUACUCCCAAUCAACACUCUUAAAUAUUUGUACUGUUUGUAAAACUUAGUACAUGUCCCAAAUAUUUAACUGUUACUUGUAAA